This is a messenger RNA of Arabis nemorensis, 516 nucleotides long. NCBI's taxonomy places the organism in Eukaryota, Viridiplantae, Streptophyta, Magnoliopsida, Brassicales, Brassicaceae. The record is from the annotation of a GenBank genome assembly.
AUGGGCGGCGUUAUAGGCAAAACAUCAACCGACAUCGGAGGUUUUAUCGGAAAUAUAUUCACUGCACCGUUCAAAGCCACACUUGGAAGAUCUUGCGUAAAUGUAUGUUCGGGACCAUGGGAUCUUACAUGUUUCAUCGAACAUUUUUGUCUUCCUGAUAUUGCUAAGCUUUUGAUGAUCUCAGUCCUCUGUUUUAUAAUUCUGAUGUUCAUCACUCUGUUGUUCAAGCUUGGAAUCUGCCAAUGUGUUGUUAAAAGCAUUUGCAAAAUGUCUUGUGCCGCUUGUGCAAUGUACUGGUUCGCCAUUGGAGAGAUGGUUCGUUGCUUGUGGCACAAAUUGACAAAUACAAAACGUGUCUACCGCAGAAAUCGUCUCCGUGAUAUAGAAGCCGCGACUAACGAUUACCCGAGUGACGAUGACGAAGCAACGGAGAAGAAGAAGAAGAGGAAGACUAGGAGGCAAACACAGCUACCACCAUCGUGGCAGCAAUCGCGGCCUUGUAAGGCUACGGAGUAG